Adineta steineri is the source of this 2658-nucleotide messenger RNA. NCBI's taxonomy places the organism in Eukaryota, Metazoa, Rotifera, Eurotatoria, Adinetida, Adinetidae. The record is from the annotation of a GenBank genome assembly.
AUGACCCAAUCGUCCUUUCCUUUUUUAUUUUCCUCAACUUCUUCUUAUCAUCGUUUGGUCACUUUAAUAACAAUAUUACUUUUAAAUCCGUUGCCCAUUAUAUAUGGUGCACCAACAAAAAAAUCUGGUAAUGAUUUAACAUCCAAUGUACAACGACACAAACGACAAAUUAUUUCCAAUAAUGAUGAUGAAGGCAUAGAUAAUCUUAUUUCAAAUGAAUAUUUAACUUUAUCUGAACCAGAAAUUGUUUUCGAUGGAUUAUUAGGUUGCAAAUACGAUUCAAAUGUAUGUAAUCAAAAUGAAGAUUGUUUCGAUGAUGGUUUAUUUGGACAAUGUUGGGAUGGUGAAGGAUCAAUACGUUCAGCAUUUGCAUUAAAAUCUGGUGUUGAUGAACUUACUGAUGAUAAAUUAAUUGCACUUGAAAAUACAUUAGAUUUCUUAAAUCGUUAUCAUCUGAUUUGGCGAGAUUUUAUGACACAAUGUAUUCUAUCCCAUAUAUUAGCUGAUACACACCAAAUAAAUCAAAAUCGUUUGGAAAUAUUCUAUAAUGAUUGUUUAAAUAAAGAUGAAAAAUUAGAUGAAUUAGCAGGUGUUGUUCAAGAAGAUAAUAUCGUACGUCGUCAAUUAGAAUCGUUAAAUGAAAAUAAAAAUUUUUUUCAUAAAGAUCCAUACAUUCCAUCAACAAGAGCGGGUAAUAUUCUAAUUGAUAUUGAAAAUUCAUAUGGAAUUCCAUUAGUCAUGGAAUACGAUCAACCAGAUGAAUUAGAUAUUGAACAAGAUCGUAUGUCAGCCAUAAAUGCUGCACUUGCAAAAACAAUAGCUGAAGCAGACGAAGUCGAAGCUGAAUUGAAACUAGCAAAUAAAUUUAAUACCGAUUAUAUGGAUGAUGAUGAAAUCGUAUUUGGAGAUGAACCAGUACAAUUAGUAGCAGAAGAAUCAACAAUGAAAGAACCAACAAAAGUAUCGGUACGUAUAAACGAAGGUCAUCCAAGUUUAUUAGAAACAUUACAAAUUAAUAAUAACAAACAAUCAUUUCCAUUAUUAACUGAAGGAGCAAUGGCACAUAAAGAUGCACCAAAUAAUAAUAAAAUGAUAAAUAAUACAGAUGCUCAACGUUAUUUUACAGUGGAAACAGCUCGAGGUUAUAUCAUCAUCAAUCGAGAUUUUAAAGAUCAAAUCGAAGGAGCUCGUUUAUUAUCACUUUUAGCACAAAUUAAUUCUUGGCCACCAGCUAUUUUUACUGAACUUAAUGCUGAUCGUCAAAUAUUAACAUUUCACGUUUUGAAUAAUGCCUAUCAAAUAAAUGCAAGCAGUGUUGCAAGUGCAGCUUUGAACAAUCAAAAAAGUAUUGCAAGUCAAUUGGGCAUUCAUGUAACUGAUUCUGGCAUUGGCAAUCCCAGACGAGGCAGUCAAUUAUCAGUCGAACGACAAAAUAAUUCACGCUUAACAAUUGUUACAUUAAUUACUUGUGCUUUGGUACUUUUUACUAUGGCAGCAUUUAUUUUACUUUAUUUUAUUAAACGUAAUGAUCGUAUUCGAAAUAAACUUGCUGAAAUAACACAUAUUAAAGGUUUAUCAACAAAUUAUUAUCAAGAUCUAUGUCGACAACGAAUGCAAGUACAUCCAACAAGUAGUAAAUCACCUGAGAUUCAUAAAACAUCACCAUCAAGUGCAGCACCAACAACAGCAGCAUCUGGCAGUCAUGUAAAACACAAUAGUGAAGGUUCAUCAACUCGAAGUUCAACAUCAUCAUGGAGUGAAGAACCAGUAGCUCCGGUUAAUAUGGAUAUCAUGACUGGUCAUCUUAUUCUAUCAUAUAUGGAAGACCAUCUACGUAAUCGACAUCGUUUAGAAGCAGAAUGGCAAGCAUUAUGUACAGAUGAAGCAAAUGAAGAACGAGCAUCAUGUUCUAUUGCACUUUCAGAAGCUAAUGCCAAUAAAAACCGAUAUAUUGAUUGCAUACCAUAUGAUAAUGCCCGUGUUCAACUUGCAAACAACGGAAAUGAUGAUUAUAUUAAUGCAAGUAUAAUCACUGAUUCUGAUCCAAAAUGCAAAUACAUUGCUACACAAGGUCCAAUGCCAAAUACAACAAAUGCAUUUUGGCAAAUGGUUUGGGAACAAGGAUCGUGUGUUAUUGUAGCAUUGACUCGACCUAUUGAAAAUGGUAUAACUAUGUCUCAUCAUUAUUGGCCAGUUGAAGGUUCAGCACGAUUUAACGAUUUUGAAGUCAAUCUUGUUUCGGAACAUAUUUGGUCGGAUGAUUAUUUAGUUCGAAGUUUUUAUUUAAAAAAUGUUCAAACAAUGGAAACACGCACUGUAACACAAUUUCACUUUUUAACAUGGGGUGAAUUAAAUAAUCCACCAUCAGCAAAAGCUCUAUUAGAUUUUCGACGAAAAGUAAACAAAUGCUUUCGUGGUCGAUCAUCACCAAUUAUUGUUCAUUGCAAUGAUGGUGUUGGACGUACUGGUACUUUUAUUCUCUUAGACAUUGUCUUAAAUCGUAUCUGCAAAGGAGCACGAGAAAUAAAUAUUGCUGCAACACUUGAACAUAUUCGCGAUCAACGAGCUAAGAUGGUCAAAACAAAAGAUCAAUUUGAAUUUGUAUUUGUUGCUGUUGCAGAAGAAGUGACCUAUUUAUUAAAAGCCUUACCACAAUAA